Lingula anatina is the source of this 969-nucleotide messenger RNA. RefSeq lists its product as uncharacterized. NCBI's taxonomy places the organism in Eukaryota, Metazoa, Brachiopoda, Lingulata, Lingulida, Lingulidae. The record is from RefSeq and is a predicted model, not a curated record.
UUUAAUGUAUGGAUAUAAUCAGUAACUGCAGUUUCAGUGUGGGACACAUCAAACACUGCAUGAAGUGCGUUAGGUGGCAGUGCUGGUAUACCCCCGUAGUAUGGAAAUGACCAAGAGUGCAUUUUUCAUGGCCAUGGAGACUCUUUGGAUAUUGACUUUAAGUCUGACAUUGAAAGAAAUCAUUGGAGUAGUAAUUAAAGAACAACCAGAUAAUCGUAUCACGCUCCCACGAGGACAAUCACUGAUACUCUCCUUAAAUUACAGUCUGAGCUCUGACGAAAAAAGUAACCCCAUUAUAACUGAACUGAAGUUGAACAAAACAAAAGUAUUCGGCUACAGUGAACUAAAUGGAAACAGUGUACAUGAUACAACUAGUGGUCAUUUCAAGUCACGAUCUGAUUUGCGAUUCCUCACUUCUCCACAAUCUUAUGUUGGUCUUAUAAUUGAAGAUACUCAGUUAAGCGACUCUGGGGAGUAUGCUUGGAGUGUCACUGUCCUCGGGUUUGCUACAGUUGAAGGGAACCCAAUAAAUGUGGUCAUUGGAAGUGAACCAAAGGGUGCCACACUAAACGUCACACGCCAGGCUGGUUUAAGUUAUGUGUUAGAGUGUCAAGUCACAGGAGCCAUUCCACUCCCAAAUAUCACCAUAUGGAACGGCACGGAAAUACUGCACGAGAGGCCUUCAACAGUGUCAACGUAUGUCACCAUCAACGCCACCUCUGAGUCUGAGUACAGCUGCACUGGUGUUAAUGUACUGCACUGCGGAGCAGACAUGAAAUUUUACUCAGAAAAAGUAAAAUCAAUCAAAAAGUGAUCUAAAAUUGUGUGUUAAUUUAUUUGCCAGUAUUUAAUUACACCUCACAUAUUCAGUGAAAAGAAACGUUGCUCAUUAGGUUAACGUUUAAAUAAAGUAUAGAAAUACAGAGGAGGUGACAAAAGUAUUGCACAUUUUUCCCUUUAUUUGUGAGU